Ipomoea nil (Japanese morning glory) is the source of this 1569-nucleotide messenger RNA. RefSeq lists its product as uncharacterized. Lineage: Eukaryota; Viridiplantae; Streptophyta; Magnoliopsida; Solanales; Convolvulaceae. The transcript is spliced from 2 exons. Bases 1 to 1569 code for a protein of 522 amino acids. The record is from RefSeq and is a predicted model, not a curated record.
AUGAUUUUUAUCGCUUGGAAUUGCAGGGGUGUGAGGGGUGGUAGUACUAGGCGGCAUGCUAGGGAUCUCCUGAAAACGCCGAAUGUUGGCGCGCUUUGUUUCUUGGAAACAAAAACUAAGGGGGCUGAUGGUUUACUAAAAAUGGCUGAUAAGCUUGGCUUUUUCUCUUCCUUUAUGGCUGAUCCUCUCAAUUUUGCGGAAGGUUUACUCUUAGUUUGGAAUAAAGACCGUGUUCCGCUCUUUGUGGUCGAGCACAACUCACAUACCAUCCAUACUUUGAUUCCGCGGCGGGAUGGUAAAAACAUUCGAAUUUCCUUUGCUUAUGUUAGACCCAAUUGUAGGGCGAAAGAAAUUUUUUGGCGGGGUUGCAGAGACUACUCUACUUCCUUUCAAGACCCAUGGAUCGUCCUCGGUGAUUUUAAUGACAUCUCAGGGCAAUCAGAUAAAUGGGGUACUGGGGAGAUCGUUGUCAGUUCAGUUGAUAAGUUUUUGGACGCGAUGAAUGACUGCGGCCUCAUGGAUCUUGGGACUUCUGGGUCCAGAUUCUCAUGGUACAUGAAAGUGGGGGAGAGGGUCACGCUCAGAAGGAAGCUAAACUGGGUUCUUUGGAAUAUGGAGGCGCAGUUGUCCUUUCCUGAAGGAAAAGCCCACAUCUUGCCUUGUACUCAUUCGGACCAUCAUCCUGUUCAGUUUGAUAGUGUCGCGGGUACUCCACCACCUAAGAAAGAGAGACCGUUCAGGUUUGAGGCGGUUUGGCUCUUGAGAGAUGACUAUCGAGGAAUCUGGCAUCAAGCCUGGAGCUCAUUCUCAGAUAAUAUCUCAAGCGUCAUUGAUCACGUGGUUAAGUUGUCUAAAGAUAGGAAUCACAAAACCUUUGGGAAUAUCUUUCACAGGAAAAAAAACACGCUACCAAGAAUAGUGGGGAUCCAGGCUUCGCCCAACUACAGUUCUGAUAGGGGGUUGUUAAGGCUCGAAAAAGCUCUUCUUAAUGAUCUCAAUAAUACCUUGAAACAAGAGGAGGUUUUCUGGAACCAAGACGCAACGAGGGAGACUCCUACCCUUAGGAGCGGGCGUAAUAUCAAUAGCAGGCAGGCACAAAGUUUGAUCCGCCAUGCUACGGUGGGUGAAGUCCGCCACGCUGUCUUCGGCAUGAAACGGUUUGGGAGCCCGGGCCCGGAUGGGAUCCAAGCAGCCUUCUACCGGCAUUACUGGGAUAUCGUAGGUGACUCGGUAACGAAUUUCGUUAUCUCAUGUCUCAUUUCAGGUACCGUUCCAACUGGAAUGUUGGAAGCUUACAUGACUUUGAUUCCCAAUAAAAAUUGUCCAGAAAAUGCAGGGGAUUUUAAGCCAAUCACUCUGCUUAAUGUGAUCUUCAAGAUUGUCUCCAAAGUCCUUGUCAACCGGCUCAGACCAGUCAUGAAGAAAAUGGUGGGCCCGUUCCAAAACAGCUUUCUCCCAGGAAAAUCUACUCUUGAUAAUGUUGUUAUGACUCAAGAGGUUGUUCACAAUAUGUCUAAAGGACAAGGGCUUCAUGGUACUCAAAUUGGAUAUCCACAAGGCCUACGAUAG